AUGACAGUUGUGCAAGUCAACAACAAGGCAAGAAAAUUGCUCUAUAAUGCUAUAAGGGGUGAAGAAUAUGAAAAAAUCUACAGUUGCAAUACAACCAAAGAAAUGUGGGACAAGCUUGAAGUCACAUACGAAGGAACUAGCAAAGUGAAGGAAACACAUAUCAGUAUGUUGGUUCACGAUUAUGAAUUAUUCCAGAUGAAAGAAAUAGAAUACAUUGAGGAAAUGUUUUCCAUAUUCAAUAAAAUCAUUAGCGAUCUAAAAGCUUUUGGCAAACCAUACUCAAGUGGUGAUCAAGAUCUGAAUAAAUUGUCUUAUGAUGAACUUCGUGGAGAACUCAUAGCUUUCGAAAAGACACAUCUCAAGAAAACAAACCAAGAAGAAAAGAAGAAAAUAGUUGCAUUCAAGGCCACAACUGAGAUAGCUGAGAAUGAUAUCGAUGAUGAUCCUGAAGCUCUUCAAGAAGAAAUUGCUAUGGUGUCAAGAAACAUGGAUUGUUUAAUGAGAAGAUCCAAGAAUACGAGAAGAGGAAGAAUCCCACCUAGGCGAACCAGGCAAUACAACGAACAAGAUAAGAAUCAUGGAAAAUGGUAUGAGUGUGGAAGAUUUGGACAUAUUCAAGAUGAGUGUCCAGAUCUAAAGAGAAAAAUCUCCAGAGGAAGCUGGAAAGAUGAGGACACUUCAGAUGACGAAUGCAAAGAUAACAAUGAGAAUUGCUUCAUGGAUCGAGGUGAAACAAGCGAGGAAGAUACAAAAAUAGAUAGAGGAAGCGUUAAAUUUGGAGAUGACUCAAAAGGAAAAAUAAUCGGUACCGAAAAAAUUCCCUUCAAUAACAACUGUGAUAUCAUUGAGGUUUAUCUAGUUGAUGGGCUUAAUUACAAUCUUCUGAGCAUAAGUCAGCUAUGCAAUUCAGGAUAUGAGGUAAAAUUUAAGAAAAUAGAUUAUGCUAUUAAAGAUGAGACGGGUAAAACAAUCCUCCCAGUCAAGAAAGGAAUAAUUGCAGGUUAUGAAGAUCCAAUUCAAGAAGGACAUGAGACAAGCAAAUCGCAAAAGUCGACUGAUGGAUCUGACGCUGUGAUAGAGUCAACUAAUGAAACCCAGCAACAGUCCACCAGAACCUCCAAAGGAGUCGACUACUCAUACAGUUCGCCUAAAUGA
Messenger RNA from Nicotiana attenuata, 1155 nucleotides. RefSeq lists its product as uncharacterized. Bases 1 to 1155 code for a protein of 384 amino acids. The record is from RefSeq and is a predicted model, not a curated record. NCBI's taxonomy places the organism in Eukaryota, Viridiplantae, Streptophyta, Magnoliopsida, Solanales, Solanaceae. The transcript has 5 exons. Gene Ontology annotation, molecular function: nucleic acid binding; zinc ion binding.